Penicillium subrubescens is the source of this 960-nucleotide messenger RNA. Its product is annotated as thiamine transporter TPC1. Gene Ontology annotation, cellular component: mitochondrial inner membrane. Gene Ontology annotation, biological process: thiamine pyrophosphate transmembrane transport. The record is from RefSeq and is a predicted model, not a curated record. The transcript is spliced from 2 exons. Gene Ontology annotation, molecular function: thiamine transmembrane transporter activity. Bases 1 to 960 code for a protein of 319 amino acids. Lineage: Eukaryota; Fungi; Ascomycota; Eurotiomycetes; Eurotiales; Aspergillaceae.
AUGUCAGCCGGGGGCGCGCAUCUCAAAGAUGAAGGUACCAAGCGACAAGUGGUACUGGCCGGCGGAGCCGCAGGGCUGAUCUCUCGCUUUUGCAUUGCGCCGCUCGAUGUCGUCAAGAUCCGCCUGCAGCUGCAGAUUCACUCCCUGUCGGACCCGGUCUCGCACCGGACGGUGGUUGGGCCCGUAUACAAGGGAACACUAUCAACGAUGCGGGAUAUUGUGAAGCAAGAGGGAAUCACGGGUCUAUGGAAAGGCAACAUACCCGCAGAGAUGAUGUAUGUCUGCUACGGAGCCCUUCAAUUCACCGCAUACCGAGCUACGACCCAAGCACUGGAGCAAUUGGGUCCCUACCGACUCCCGCAAUCCGCCGAAUCCUUCGUCUCCGGUGCCGUAGCCGGAGGAAUCGCGACGGCGACAACAUACCCGCUCGACCUACUUCGCACACGCUUUGCUGCCCAGGGACCAGAACGGAUUUAUCGAUCGCUGGGAUCGUCAGUGCUAGAGAUUGCGCGACAAGAGGGAGCCGCCGGGUUCUUCCGGGGAUGCUCAGCGGCCGUCGCCCAGAUUGUACCAUAUAUGGGAUUGUUUUUCACCGCAUACGAAGGGUUCCGUCCUACGAUGGCCCAGUGGGAUUCUUUACCGUUCGGGACUGGUGAUGCCGCGUCUGGUGUUUUGGCCAGUGUCAUCGCGAAGACUGGUGUGUUUCCCUUGGACUUGGUGCGGAAGCGUUUGCAAGUGCAAGGCCCAACGCGGACUCGAUACGUGCACCGCAACAUUCCUGAAUACACCGGAGUCGUGCAGUCUAUCAAUUUGAUCUUGCGCACGCAGGGAGUGCGGGGAUUGUAUCGCGGGUUGACUGUUAGCUUGCUCAAGGCUGCGCCGGCCAGCGCCGUGACGAUGUGGACCUAUGAGCGGGUCUUGAGAUUGCUCCAAGAGACACAACUGGCGGCAUUGGAUUGA